AAAGAGACUAGCUUCAUUAAUGAAAGAGAAUAUAUUGAUUACCUCUUCCUCACUAUCAAAAUUUAAUGAUACAUUACACAAAAUAAAAAUUAAUGAAGCAAGGCUCAAUGAUGCUAUUGAUGAACUCUCUGUAAAGCUGAGGAAUAUAACCAAAAUAACUGAAAAUAUAAACAUCGAAUCUAAAAUAAAUUCAAUCUUGAGUAGUCUAGAAGCUUCUAUGUUAACCUUGUCGUUUCAACUUGCUGAUAUUACAAAUGCAAUUAUUCUAAGUAGUCAAAAUAUUUUGCACCCUUCUGUUUUACCUCCCACUCAGCUUUACCUAGAACUCGUCGAUAAUUACCGAUACUUACCUGUAGACUAUAAGUUACCUGUAUCCUUAGAGCUAAGUAAUGUUCAUAUUCUAAUGAAUUUGUCUAGAGUUAUAUGUUAUAGUUUAUACAAUAAGAUAAUAUUCAUAUUGAAGAUACCCUUAGUGUCUCCAAAUAACUUUAAUUUGUAUCGAAGCAUAGCUUUGCCGACACCGUAUAUGAAUAGUAAAUCCGCUGCAUUUAGUUUUGUCCUUCCAAAUUCAAAGUACAUAGCUGUAACAUCCGAUAAAUCAGAAUAUUGUAAGCUAGAUACUCUAACCAAUUGUAAGAAUAUCAAUGAUAAUAAUUACCUGUGUGAUGUCUUGAAUAUUUUCUCAUCUAUGGCAAAUCCUUGUUGUGAAAGUGAAAUCUUACUGAACACUGUUAAUAAAAUGCCUGAUACGUGUCAAACAGAGUUUAUUCAUGGAAAACUAGAUAUCUGGAAAACCCUCGAAAAUAAUAACUGGCUAUUCAUCCAAUCUCACAAUAAUAAGUUAUUCAUAGAAUGCCCCCAACAGACUGUCAUUGAAGAGAAUAUUUAUGGCAUCGGAAUCGUUCAUGUUCCCCGAAAUUGUAAAGCAUUUUGUAAAAGCACAAAGUUAAUUCCUAAAUCCAAUGAAAUUUACUAUGUUAAUUUCACGAAUAGUCCGGCAUUAACUGAUUUUCAUAUUAAUAAUGACUCAUGCUGUAAUUUAGAUAAGUUCAUGAGUAGAAUGGAUAACGAGUCUCCACUUGAAUUAGUAAAUAUCGAUCUGGACGCUUUCACCGAAGAGACCAAAAAUAGAUUAAAAACAAUCUCGGCGGCCUCAGACAAAAUUAUUAAUCAAAAUCCAAUUAUUAAAUAUGGAACUCAUUAUUCAAUCCUGCUUUCUCUAGUAUUAGUAUUAAUGUUUUUAUUUUGUAUUUUUAAAAUUUAUAAAUUAAUGAAAUUACGCGGCCUGACCUUGACCUUAACAAAGACUCCUGUAGAAAAUCCUUCAGACUCACCUGUGACCAUAGAAAUUCCUAACGAACCUGAAAUCAUCCCAUCUCCCAGUAUUAGAAGAAAUCUCUGAAAUUUCUAAACUUCAAGAAAUUAUCCCUGAAGUUUAGUCUCACCCCGGGAGGUGUUAUAUCCCGAUCCUGUUAGUAGUAUUGCUUAUCCCCUUCCUUUCCUGUCCUGUCAGCAUUUAUCCCUUGAUCAGACUAAGUCCCUAUACAGUCAGUCCACUCCCAACUCUCGUACGGAACGGUUGUCGCUAAAUUUAUAAAUUAAUUGUAUAAGUUCAUUUCUUCGAAUAAAUAUUAUUUUUUAAAAAGAGAUUUUUAUUAUCUCGUAU
Zerene cesonia (dogface butterfly) is the source of this 1666-nucleotide messenger RNA. RefSeq lists its product as uncharacterized. The transcript has a single exon. The record is from RefSeq and is a predicted model, not a curated record. Lineage: Eukaryota; Metazoa; Arthropoda; Insecta; Lepidoptera; Pieridae. Bases 20 to 1402 code for a protein of 460 amino acids.